AUGGGUAGGGCCAAGACGCAAGUCGCUCAUGGAGAUCUCCUGGCUCUGCAGCAAAUGCUGGGACUGCGGCCAGCAAAUCUGAUGCCAGCUUCUCUGCAGAAUGCUGUGAUCAUAUGUGUCGAUUGCGAGGCCUUCGAGUUUGAUCAGAAUAAGACGGUGACUGAGGCUUCGAAAGACGCCUUGUUCUCCAACAUCGUUUCCUCACAUUAUCGCAUUGCGGAAUAUGGUCAUCUCCAAAAUAAGCGCUACUCGAAAGGCAACCCGGACGCGUUUGCUUUUGGAACUAGUACAUGGGUCGGUCUUGCGAAAAUCACCCGUUCUCUGUAUCAUGUCUUCGAGCAUGCGGCCAAACUUCCUGCACCUCUUACUGGGCUACGGAAAGUUGUUCUCGUCGGCCAUGCGAUCAAGAACGACCUGAACUAUUUACGAAAGCUGAACUUUGAUGUUAAUGACAUCGCACACGUCGUCUUGAAACUGGACACGCAGACCAUUGCUGUUCCUAGGAAGAGGCAGAUGGGCCUGGCCAACCUGCUUGAGGCGUUGCAAAUUGUGCCGGGCCACAAUCUACACAACGCCGGCAACGAUGCUGCGUACACCUUGCGAGCCUUGCUGGCUAUUACAAGUCUGCAGCGCAUCUCGGGGUCGGAACGCGCACCUGUCAUCGACUACACAUUUAGGGAGGACUGA
Pseudocercospora fijiensis CIRAD86 is the source of this 687-nucleotide messenger RNA. RefSeq lists its product as uncharacterized. The transcript is spliced from 3 exons. The record is from RefSeq and is a predicted model, not a curated record. Bases 1 to 687 code for a protein of 228 amino acids. Gene Ontology annotation, cellular component: nucleus. Gene Ontology annotation, molecular function: nucleic acid binding. NCBI's taxonomy places the organism in Eukaryota, Fungi, Ascomycota, Dothideomycetes, Mycosphaerellales, Mycosphaerellaceae.